Molecule: messenger RNA, 778 nt
Organism: Ceratotherium simum simum (southern white rhinoceros)
Lineage: Eukaryota; Metazoa; Chordata; Mammalia; Perissodactyla; Rhinocerotidae
Gene: ANKRD22
Product: ankyrin repeat domain 22
Molecular function (GO): protein binding
Source: RefSeq, a predicted model, not a curated record
GUAGAAAGAAAGGGCUUAGUCCCGGCCUGGACUUCUAGUAACUUUUCUCUCAGCUGAGAAGUAUUUGGAUAUUAAUCAGAAAUAUCUCCACAAGAUUCAAGAAGCUCUAGAGGUGAAGCAAGUCUGUGAAGGACCAGCAUGGGAAUCCUUUACUCUGAGCCCAUCUGCCAGGCGGCCUAUCAGAAUGACUUUGGUCAAGUGUGGCAGUGGGUGAAGGAAGACAGCAACUGUAUCAACGUUCAAGAUGGCUUUAAUGGAGACACUCCCCUGAUCUGCGCUUGCAGGCGAGGGCACCUGAGAAUCGUUUCCUUCCUCUUAAGGAGAAAUGCUGAUGUGAACCUCAAAAACCAGAAAGAGAGAACCUGCUUACAUUAUGCUGUGAAGAAAAGAUUUACCUUCUUUGAUUAUCUACUCAUUAUCCUCUUAAUGCCUGUCUUGCUUAUUGGGUAUUUCCUCAUGGUAUCAAAGACAAAGCAGAAUGAGGCUCUUGUACGAAUGCUACUUGAUGCUGGCAUCGAAGUUAAUGCUACAGACUGUUAUGGCUGCACUGCAUUACAUUAUGCCUGCGAAAUGAAAAACCAGACUCUCAUCCCUCUGCUCCUUGAAGCAAAUGCAGACCCCAUGAUAAAGAAUAAGAAUGGUGAGAGUUCUCUGGAUGUUGCACGGAGAUUAAAAUUUUCCCAGAUUGAAUUAAUGCUAAGGAAAGCAUCAUAAUCCUUGUGAACUCAGACGGAGAAGCAGAAAAAGUUGAAGGACUGGAUUCUAUCUCCAUCUUGGC